UCCCCAUGUUCCUAUUUCGGAUAUGCCGAGCAGUUUACACCGUAAUUUCUACCGCGAAAAAUGUCGUGAAGUCGGGGUCUCUCGGUGGUCCAUCAAAUAAGUAGAAUAUCAAGAUAUCCCUGCAGGAUGAGUUGAAUUCUCAAGUCUUUCAAUUCCUUUUCAAAGACCACGCGUCACCUACUUGAAGCGAAAAAGAUCCAAGACCAAAGACAACUUAGUCAACACAUCUCUUCAUCAUCUUUAUUUUUCAUUCCAGCAGACAUGUUCACACGACUAGUUCUUUCACAGCGGCACGACCCUUCGUCGUCCACCGAGGCACCGCUGUUAGUCAACGGAGGGGACCUCACCAUCGCCGGCGUUGUGGCAGUCUCAAGACAUCUGGCGCCCAUAGAACUCACAAGCGCCUCCAUCAACGCCAUUGAAGCAUGCAGUAAGAUCAUCCCGGAGAAGAUCGACAAGGGGGAUGUCAUCUACGGCGUCAACACGGGGUUCGGCGGCAGCGCGGACGCCAGGUCCAACGACGUCGAGAGGGUCCAGCAGAGCCUGAUCAGCCACCUGACGUGUGGGAUCGUGUCAGAUGCCAGGCAGAAGAAGCUCGCUCUGACGAACAAGGCGUAUUCAAGGCAGAACCCUACCACCAACGGGCACUCAAGCCAUUCCAACGGUGAAGAGGCUGCUCAUCCCGCCACGAACGGCAAAACUUGCAACGGGACAAAACGACAAUGGUUUUCGGGUGAAAGCCGAAGCGCGCUUCCGCUGAACGAUCCUCUCGCCGCCACCUGCAUGCCCGAGUCAUGGGCGAGGGCGUCGAUGCUCGUCCGCCUCAACUCCCUAGCCGGCGGUGCGUCAGGCAUCCGCGUAGAUAUCGCGGAAUCCCUGAAGAACCUCUUGAACAAGGAUGUCGUGCCGCGAAUCCCCGUCCGCGGGAGCAUUUCAGCAUCGGGAGACCUCAGCGCGCUCGCGUGGAUCGGCGCCCUGAUGCAAGGCAAAACAUGUGCCACGGCUUUCAGCGGCCCGCGAAACGUCGAGGGCACAGCGGCCAGGAGGGUAAUGAGGGCGGACCUGGCCUUGUCGGAAGCCGGCAUCGCGCCCGUCAGCUUGCACGCCAAGGAGGGCCUCGCCAUCGUCAACGGCACCUCCGUGUCGGCCGGAGUGGCGGCUCUCGCGGCCUACGAGUCCCUCAACCUUGCGGCCCUGUCGCAGGUGUUGACCGCCAUGAGCGUCGAGGCCCUCCGGGGCAGCGAUGAGAGCUUCGAGCCCUUCAUCGCCCGGAUUCGUCCGCACCCCGGGCAGGUGGACAGCGCACGGAACAUCAAGGCGUUCUUGAACGGGUCGCGGCUGCUCAACCGGCACGACAGCCGGGAUGCGGCGACGCUGCGACAAGAUCGGUACUCGCUGCGGACGGCCAGCCAGUGGAUCGGCCCCGUGCUGGAGGACUUUUGCCUGGCGUACCAACAGCUGACGGUCGAGCUCAAUUCGGUGACGGACAACCCGCUGAUCGACGUGGAGACGGGCCGCGUGUUUCAUGGGGGCAACUUCCAGGCGCGCGCCGUCACAUCGGCGGUCGAGAAGCUUCGUCAGGGCUUGCAGACCAUCGGCCGCAUGCUCUUCACCCAGUGUACCGAGAUGAUCAACCCGGCCACCAGCUGGGGCCUGCCGCCCAACCUGUGCUCCGAGGACCCCAACGAUUCGUUCCUGUUCAAGGGGCUUGACGUUGUCAUUGCCGCCCUGACCUCCGAGCUCGGCUUCCUGGCCAACCCCGUCGGGUCGCAUGUCCAGACCGCCGAGAUGGGCAACCAGUCCCUCAACUCCCUGGCGCUGGUGUCGGCCCGAUACACCCUUGACGCCGUCGACGUGCUGUCCCAGAUCGCGUCGGCGCAUCUUCUGGCUGUGUGUCAAGCUUUGGACCUGCGCGCAAGAGAGAUGGAGGGGGCCGGUCGAGACGACGACGACGACGACGCGGCGCCGGACGCGACGCCGUACAUCGGCCAGGCAUCGAGACGCAUGUACCGUUUCAUACGGCACGACCUUGGCGUCCCGUUCCUUGGCGAGGAGCACCUGGCCUCGACCGAUCCCGUGGUCGUGGACGGCGUCUCGCCGAGCAUGGGACUGUAUAACACGCGUGUCUACGAGUCCAUCCGGUCAGGACGCCUGUACGAGGUCGUUCUGGACUGUCUUGAAGAGGUGGAGGAGCAACGAAAUGUCAAUGGGAGCCAUGCUUAGAACUAACUACAUACACUCUCAUUUUCUUCUUGGACAACUCUUCACAACGGACACAUGGUUCCCCUGUCAUGUUGUCAAAGAAGACUUUGAGGGAUGUUCUUCCCUUAGUCUUGGAAGAGACAGAUCGAUCGGUUAUAUAGAAU
This is a messenger RNA of Colletotrichum destructivum, 2366 nucleotides long. RefSeq names its product Putative aromatic amino acid lyase, L-Aspartase, fumarase/histidase. Gene Ontology annotation, biological process: L-phenylalanine catabolic process. Lineage: Eukaryota; Fungi; Ascomycota; Sordariomycetes; Glomerellales; Glomerellaceae. Bases 262 to 2223 code for a protein of 653 amino acids. The record is from RefSeq and is a predicted model, not a curated record. The transcript has a single exon. Gene Ontology annotation, cellular component: cytoplasm. Gene Ontology annotation, molecular function: ammonia-lyase activity.